AUGCAACGAGAAGAAAAACAGUUGGACAUGCUCCUGGAAGCAGUCCUCAACAGGUUGAACGAUCUGAAACAUUCGAUUGGAGUGAUGAUACACAGAUUGGAAACAGAAUACGAAACGAUAAACUGGCCUACGUUUCUGGACAAUUUUGCCUUAAUAUCCAGUCAUCUAACCGGUUUGAUGAAGAUACUAAGCACCGAAAUUGGAACGCCACUGCGCAAUCUUACAGUGCUGCCAUUAAUGCUAACACCGGAACGAGAUGAAGCCUUGCUGCAAUUGACGGAAGGAAGAGUACCUAUCUUUUCACACGAUCUCGCACCAGACUAUCUGCGAACCAAGCCGGAUCCUGGUGCCGAAAGUCGCCAGGCGGCACAUGAAGCAAAAGCAAACAAUCUAACCGUGGAAGCAAGCAUGAAACAGGUGGCUCAGUAUAAUAAGGUAAUAUCGCACGUCUGGGACAUUAUUAGCAAGGCGAAGGAGGACUGGGAAAAUGAAUCUUCCACCCGGCCCGGCAUACAACAGACCAGUUCGAUGGCUGACACGCAAGCACUGGUGGCUGCCGUUGGGCUUGGCAAUGGUUUGACUGCCCCGAUAGGACCUCCAACUGGUGCGGGAGUUAUGAUUCCUCCGGCAAUCAGGCAAGGUUCACCAAUGAGUGCGGUUUCACCUUCUGGCAAUGCCCCAAUGGGCAAGAUGCCGUCAGGUAUUAAGACCAAUAUAAAGUCUGCUAAUCAGGUGCAUCCUUACCGUUAG
Messenger RNA from Anopheles marshallii, 750 nucleotides. It is a transcript of the gene MED8, whose product is annotated as mediator of RNA polymerase II transcription subunit 8. Bases 1 to 750 code for a protein of 249 amino acids. Gene Ontology annotation, biological process: regulation of transcription by RNA polymerase II. Lineage: Eukaryota; Metazoa; Arthropoda; Insecta; Diptera; Culicidae. Gene Ontology annotation, cellular component: mediator complex; core mediator complex. The record is from RefSeq and is a predicted model, not a curated record. Gene Ontology annotation, molecular function: RNA polymerase II cis-regulatory region sequence-specific DNA binding; transcription coregulator activity. The transcript is spliced from 2 exons.